AUGGAUGAAUUAACUUCAGAAAAAAUCGCAAAAGCUCUUAAAGGAGCUGGUCUUUCUGCAAAUCAAAGAAUAGAAAUAGCAAAUAAAGCAUGGACCAAUGAUGCUGUUUUCUUUCCUAACAAAAGCGAAUUUUUGUUUGAAUGGAUCUGUUCAACUUUUGCUAGACCUAAUCUCAAAAAGAUGAAUGAUUGCUGUUUAUUGCAGUUACCUUAUUGGAAGCUACUAUUUGACCUUUUAAAGCACUAUCACGAUAAAGUCAAAUCAGAUCUAAAGCAAUCUACACCUACGAUUCAAGUUAAUCUUUUAUCUUCUAUAUCAAUAACCUUACAGGAACUAUAUCGAAAUGAUAAAUAUAAUAAAAGUCAAUUUUUAUCAAUAAUAUAUGGAAGUCUCGAGAUUUUGUUUGAUGGCACAUUUGCUUAUCGACCAGCUUUUGAACACGUUUCGAGUGUUGUCGAGCAAAUCUUAUUCAUCUUUACAACUUGUGAUAGCAACGAAGAGACUUUACAUUCACUUGCUUUAAUUGCUCAAAUUCUUUUAAAAAAGUAUGAUUUGCAACUUGUUUCAGCAGCUAAUCAAAAAAAGAUCUUCUUAAAUAUUGUAGAAAAACCAUUGCCUAAAUUCUUGAAUGUCCGUCGAAAAAUGAGCAAAGAUACAUCAAAUGUUUCCCAACUUAUCACUGAUAUUGUUUGUCAUGCAUUAUUUCAUUCGGAUACUGUAUUGGAAUUUACUUCUGUCUUAAAAGAAGUUAAUAAUAAUGCAAAACAGGCCAGCUAUGUUAUUAAAUUAUUUGAUACACUUGACACUAUGGUGAAAAAUGCAAAGGAUACUGAUGAAUUAUUAGAUGUUUUGGAUAUUACGCCCGUCUUAUUCUCUGCUUUUCUUAGCGCAUUCAGACAAAAGCGUAGUACAAGCGCAACACAGGAUAUUAACAGAAUGGUUGAAUUUGGUUUUUUUAUCUAUCUAUUGAGAAUUUUGUCAAAUAUAAAAGAUACAGCUAUAGAUAUUUAUCUUGACAUACUAUGCCAGCUUUUGAAACAAGUAUUGGAAUUGAAUGUAUAUAAUAUGCGUAAUGAUGAUAUAACAAAAUAUCAGCAAAGUAUUUUGAGUGAGAUUACAAAGGAUAUUAUAAGCUAUAUCAAUGAUCCAAAAAGAUACAGUCAAGGCCUUGUUUUGGAUAUAGUUGAUACUCUUCUUCAGAUUGAUUUUUCAAUAAUUGAAAAUUGUAUUGAAAUCUUUUGGCCAGUUAUGCUAAAUUGUGAUAAAAAUGCUCAAGCAUCGUGUCUUAAGCUUAUUAAAUCUAUUUUAAAAACGUAUUCUGCUUCUCGUCAAAUUGAUACUUUUAUAAACGAUCUACUUACACAUAUAACAAAAAUCAAAUCAAACAAGCUAUUUGAGUUGUUAAAAAACCCUAUGUUUUCUAGAGAUUUUCUAAAAGAGUUUUCGACUGUGAUCACAAAGUCUAUGCCAACUGCUCAAGCACUUGGUAUUUUUAUAAGCUUUCAGGAACAAUUAAUAGAACUUUUUAAGAGCACAGAAAACACUAAAGUAGCGUUAGUCACUGUCUAUUUUGUGGAGUUCACAAAAGCCCUACGAUUAGAUCAGUUCCAAACAUUCGAAGCUCCAGUAUUAUCAGUUUUUAAUAGCUUUGUUAAACCUAGUAUUGAUAAUUGGAUAAAAUCUAAAUCUAAUGAUGUCCUAUUACCUGCUUUACAAAUUCAUUCAACCUUGGCUGACGUUUUUUUCGAUAUUUAUGUUUCGAAAAUCAGUCUAGAAGAUCAAGAAUGGUUAGCUUCAUCAUAUAUUCAAAUCUUUCAAGAGUCUAUAAAAGAUGAUUCAUUGAUGCUUCGAAUUAUUGCUGUUACAACUGUUAAUGCUAUAUUUCAACACAUUUACUAUAAUUCUAUUUUACAAUCAUCCUUGUCAGUUAAUGAAGCUCCUCAGUUAAUCAGUAAUGUUAUUGAUUUUAUUUUAAAGGAUGAUAGUUGGUGUAUGAAUACAGAAUGGAACGGAUCUCUGCUUGAUAUCAAUGAUGAAAAUAUCCUUAAACUUGCUUGUUGGAAAUUAAUAUCUGAUGAAUGGUUUGAAUUAAUAAUACGAUAUAUUGACGAUAGUAGAGCCGAAAAACUUGUAAAAAUCGUUUAUUCCUCAAUAUUAGAUGAUUUUAAUAGUUCAGAAUCUGCAACAACAGCACAGCUCUUAAAUAAAACUUUACUACGAUCUGCCAACUUUUAUGAAGCAGAGUGUUUUAGAAAUUGCAACAUUGAAACAAUUUUGAACUUGAUUAUUCAAAAUUUUCAAACUAAAUUAUUAGAUACAAGCUCUGGAAAAGUAGCAAAGCUUACAGCAGAGAUGAUUUCUACUAUAGAUGUUUCAAAGCCUUUCAACUUCAAUCAAAAUCAUAUUGUUAAGCUUGCAAACACGAUGGAAGAGGAGAAUGAAGCUAUGGAGGAAGAUACAACUGUUGUAAAUACAGCAGAUGUUAAAAAGAUAGCUAACUUAAUGAAACUUCUUUUGUUGUUCCCUAAUGAAUACUACAAAAAGAAUGAACGUUUGCAAACAUUGUAUUUGAUUACGUUGGUUGAUAUUUGGUCAGUUGCAAAUAGUAAUACAGAUCUUGCUAUUCAAAACGAGGUAUCAUUAAUGUGUAGAAGUCUUUAUUUGAGAUUUAUGGACUAUUUCAGUAUUAAUAGUAUUCUGGGACUGGAUUCUAGGAUUUUAAAUUGGCUAAUCUCGUUUAAUAAGCAAUCAUCUAAUUCUCUUGAACAGACUACGAAUGAGCUCGAUUUAAAUGUCUUGAGAAAAAUUAUUUUAAAUGCAAGUAUCAAAACACCUGAAGAGCAUUCAUUAAAGUAUUUUAAAGAUGUCCUAAACCAACGAACGAAAGUUCUUAACAAAGAUAUCUCGCUUACACACUUGAACAAAUUAAUCAAUUUAGUAAAUGCGAUUAAUUUAGUUUUGGCUAAUAGGAAAUCUACUAUUGAAAUCAACCUUAAUAAUAUAAUUCACGUUACCGAUACUAUAAGUAAAGUCAGUCAAUUUGUUAUUUCAUAUCUAAAUGAUACCAAGAAUACCAUCUCUAUAAUUUUGGAAAAAGAUAAUAUCACUAAUCAAGUUCUUCAAGAAUAUAAACAUACUUUUGAAUGUAUGAAAAGAGUUUUUCAUUUGACUCGUUUAUUACAAGAAUAUGCUCGUAUUGUCGGUCCUAAUGUUGAUGAAGUAAUAUCUGCAAAAGAGCUUUCAAAGACAUUAACUGCAUUAGCUUCACCAUUUAUUCAAUUUUUACAAUGUACACUUUUGUCUGAAAAUAAGGUCGUAUUAGAUAUGACGACUGAAUUUAUUGCAGCCUUUUGUUCAAUUUUAUCAAGAUACCAGCAAAUAGAUAUGACCAAACAUGUACUAGCUUCAAUUUGGUUUCUAUUUUCGUUGGUUUAUAAUACAGGCGCUCAAGAAUCAGUCAAAGUUUUAUUAAAUGCUUUUGCAGCAUGGAUCCAAUCACUAUCUAAAGAACAAUACGAUGUUCUUAUUGAUGGCUUUUUAGAACAGGCAGAAGAAGAAGCGGCUAACCGUUCUAACCCUAGUAAAGAGCAACACCAUUUAGUGUUCUUAAUAUUGUUUGCGCAACUAUUAGAACAUUGCGAAGAUAGCGAAAAGGGUCGUUUAAAGAAACAGAUUCCAUCAAUUAUCGUUAAACUAUCACUUAUUGCUGGUAAAACCACAUCGCUAAAGUAUUUACAGCAAAUGUUGAAAUUAUUAAUUCAGUUAACGAGUAAUCAAUCAUAUCAUUUUAGUGAAUAUGAUAUUUCCUUGAUAUUGUCAUGUCUUUCUCAAACAGUGCAUUCUACUGCACCUGAAAGAUUUAAUGGACAAUUAACUCGCGAUACGGUUCAAACGAUUUUUGCUGAUAUUUGCUCAGUUUUAUCAAAUCUUACUAGCCAGCAUAAAGAUCAACUUAUAUAUAUGAUGCCACCUUAUAUAGCUUUAAUUCAAUCAUUAUUUCAUUGUUUCAAAUCAACAAAUAUUUCUUUAGUUAACAAUAGAAAGCGAAAAUACAUUACAUCAGAACGCACCAUUCCCUUAUUUGCCGAGUUUCUUCCUUUAGAUAGUAACUCAGCACAUCGACUUGCUCGUCUCUUGACCACUAUACCGCAAAAGGCUAAUGUUCAGUUACAGAAAAAGAGUGUACAUACAUUACAAAAGAUGACAGCUAAAUAUACGCCUUCACUUUUGAUUGAAUAUUUUUCAAUUCAGUCAAAUCCUACUAUGAGUAUUGCUGAUCCAGCUAUAAAAUCCAUUCUAGCACAUGCUUUAUAUGAUAUUUUAGAUUUAUGUUCAGAAGCAGAUCGUAUGUUUGUUCUAUCUUGUUUGGAUGGGUCAGGAAAGGCCUUAUUUAAGAGUUUCUAUAUGACUUGGAAAGAAAAUCAUAAAUACACUGGCCAGUAA
Cokeromyces recurvatus is the source of this 4443-nucleotide messenger RNA. RefSeq names its product Urb2/Npa2 family-domain-containing protein. Gene Ontology annotation, cellular component: nucleolus. Gene Ontology annotation, biological process: ribosome biogenesis. The record is from RefSeq and is a predicted model, not a curated record. Lineage: Eukaryota; Fungi; Mucoromycota; Mucoromycetes; Mucorales; Mucoraceae. Bases 1 to 4443 code for a protein of 1480 amino acids. The transcript is spliced from 15 exons.